Molecule: messenger RNA, 528 nt
Organism: Penicillium salamii
Lineage: Eukaryota; Fungi; Ascomycota; Eurotiomycetes; Eurotiales; Aspergillaceae
Source: the annotation of a GenBank genome assembly
AUGUUUCGCAGUGCUUUUCGGCCCUUCUCUUCCUUGCGCUGCACUAGAAGCGCUCGUACCGCACGAUGUCUUCAUCGUGUCACAACAGAGUUCAUUAUCCAUGAUACGAGAGGAAAUCUAGUUACCAGGAAGGUGCCUAUCUUUAUUGGCAACCCAGGAGAAACCUAUAUUUUGAUUGAAAAAGAGGUUGGUAGUGCACUCCGUGCUGCCAGUCCCUUCAUAUCGACUUCUGCAGCUAGUGCUGAAGAUAGAUGUAAACUUACGUUUUUUCACGAUUCGCAACAUUUUGGUUUUGGUACGUUCUCAGUGUGCGAGAGGUUUUAUUCAAUCGAGGUUAAUAUUUUUUUUUCAUUGCUAGGAUCGUCGAGUUAUCCCCGCCUCUAUAUCCCAAACCAAAUGCCUCGCCAGACAGAGUUAAAUACAAGCUCGGCAACUUUGCUCUUGGACGGAAAAAUGCACGAGAUAGUUCUAGAUGGAACACCUGAUGGUAUAAUCUCGUCACAACUCUUCCCGUAUUACGUAUACUGA